ACUCUGUCAUUAGAUAUCCUAUUCAACCCAGAAUAGCUAUUUGAGCACUUUGAAGCGGAGACAUGACUCCAUCAAUAGACAAUGCUUUAAUAACAAAGCAAAUGCUGCAUGCCGGCAAAAAAUUCAUUCCGUUGAAGGCAGGCACCCGUGUAAAAUUCCAUUUCCAGACGCGUAAGGUCGACGAUGGUUUGUUGCUGGACGACAGCCGUGAAAUGGGCCAACCAAUGGAGUUGGUGCUUGGUAAAAAGUUCAAAUUGGAAGUCUGGGAAGUUAUUGUACAAAAGAUGGCACUCAAUGAAGUUGCCAAAUUUACCGUACACAAAUCGCUGGUUAUCCAAUACCCCUUCAUAUCAAAAACAUUGCGUGAUGUCGCCAAGAACACACAGGAAAGACGCCAUUGCUGUGGAAUGACACUUCAGAACGAAGGUAUUGGUUAUAAAGACCUGGAUGAACUGCUUGCUAAACCAAGUGAUUUGGAAUUCAUCAUCGAAUUAUUCUCAAUUGAGCUGCCAGAGGAGUACGAAAAAGAACGUUGGCAAAUGGACGACGAAGAAAAGAUGAACGCCCAAGCGAUACUGCGUGAAAAGGGCAAUCAAUUAUACAAAGAGAAGAAGUACAAAGAAGCUGAAGAGUGUUACCGCAAGGCUGUAGGCAUGAUUGAACAGCUUAUGACAAAAGAAAAACCGCACGACGAAGAAUGGUUGGCUUUAGCUGCGUUAAAAGUACCUUUACUAUUAAAUUAUGCACAGUGCCGUCUUUUAGAUCUUGAUUAUUAUGCGGUCAUAGAACAUUGCACUGAAGUGCUUGAGUUAGAUAAGAACAACGUUAAGGCGUUGUUCCGACGUGCUAAGGCACAUGCUGGUGCGUGGAAGCCUGUAGAAGCGCGGAAUGAUUUUCUCAAGGCCGCAGAGUUAGAUCCAGGACUAAAAGCCUUAGUAAAUAAAGAGUUACAAGCCAUUGACGCGGAGCAACGUGCACGUGAUGCGGAGGACAAAAAACGACUGCAAAAACUUUUCUAGAAAUUAAGCAUAUGAACUAUACAUAUCUAGAUAUGGUUAUAAUAUUUGUUGCAUAUUGGUGUAAGUUGUUCCUUUGCUCUUGCAUUGACAUGUGUUGAGCCGAAAUAGAACAUCGAGGAAGUUAAUUACAUUUCUCAAGUAGAACAACUCGAAAUAUCACCUAUUUCAAGAUUUCGAGCUUAGCGCAAUAACAACUACUGUUGAUUGUAUAGAAUAAUUAAGACGAAUAGUAAAUUUAGUAACAUAUGAGUUGACGCCCAAGAAGAAAUAUAUAUUUAUAAAUAUGUAUAUACGUGUAUGUAUGUGUAUGAAUUUGUUUUAACAAUGUUUAUUUUACCUUAGUCUAUGUAACUAAUACGAGGAACUAUAAAUAAAUUAAAAUU
Anastrepha obliqua is the source of this 1402-nucleotide messenger RNA. RefSeq names its product AH receptor-interacting protein. The transcript is spliced from 3 exons. NCBI's taxonomy places the organism in Eukaryota, Metazoa, Arthropoda, Insecta, Diptera, Tephritidae. Gene Ontology annotation, molecular function: peptidyl-prolyl cis-trans isomerase activity; protein binding. The record is from RefSeq and is a predicted model, not a curated record. The coding region runs from base 63 to 1019 and encodes 318 amino acids.